This is a messenger RNA of Cetraspora pellucida, 158 nucleotides long. The record is from the annotation of a GenBank genome assembly. Lineage: Eukaryota; Fungi; Glomeromycota; Glomeromycetes; Diversisporales; Gigasporaceae.
CAGAUAACGUAGAUGCUCUAAAAUCUCGUGUGAAAAUAUAUUCUAAACUAAAUCGUAACGAAGAAAAACAAGCUGAUCUACACAAAAUAUUGUUAAUAGAAGAAAAAAGAAAAUAUGAAAAUUCUUAUAAUGAUUUGGUCAGAUCAUUGGAAGUUUGA